Mercenaria mercenaria is the source of this 1193-nucleotide messenger RNA. RefSeq names its product patatin-like phospholipase domain-containing protein 2. The record is from RefSeq and is a predicted model, not a curated record. NCBI's taxonomy places the organism in Eukaryota, Metazoa, Mollusca, Bivalvia, Venerida, Veneridae. Gene Ontology annotation, cellular component: cytoplasm; membrane; lipid droplet. Gene Ontology annotation, molecular function: triacylglycerol lipase activity. Gene Ontology annotation, biological process: lipid homeostasis; triglyceride catabolic process. Bases 179 to 1165 code for a protein of 328 amino acids. The transcript has 5 exons.
GACGUGUGAUCCAAAUCAAAAUAGACUGCCGACACAGAGAGUUUAUUGAAACUCGGCUCUCGUUUGUUUCUUUUCGGAAUUUAAUACAAUAUAGCUCCAUAAAUAGGUGAAAGAUCAAUAAAAUUAGAAACUGUUUAAAACCCUUCGUGGGUUAGACGGUUCAGUUUUGAAGGGAAGAAUGAAUUUUUCGUUCGCUGGAUGUGGAUUUUUGGGAAUUUACCAUGUCGGUGUAGCAAGCUGCCUCAAGCAACAUGCACCUCAUCUAAUAAAGAACUGCAAGUUUGCCGGAGCUUCUGCCGGAGCCAUUGUUGCUUGUUGUCUGAUUUGUGACUGUUGUCUUGGUGACUGUACAACGUUUACAUUACGUCUGGCCACGAAAGCUAGAUCCUUCUCCCUUGGGCCGUUACACCCCAGCUUUAAAAUCGUCAAGAUUCUAAGAGAUGCUUUACGGGAAGUUUUGCCGGACAAUGCUCAUGAAAUUGCUACAGGAAAGCUGUUCAUUUCAUUAACGAGAGUUAGUGACAGGGAAAAUGUUGUCGUGUCGGAGUACAGAUCGAAAGAAGAACUGAUACAGGCAUUGAUGUGCAGUGCGCAUGUACCGCUGUAUUCAGGCCUUGUUCCUCCAACAUUUCGUGGAGUUCGGUAUGUUGAUGGCGGGUUAAGUGAUAACAUUCCAGCCAUGAAUGAUGAAACUAUCUCAAUUUCUCCGUUUGCUGGUGAGAGUGACAUAUGUCCAACUGACCACACAGCAAAUCCUCUACACGUGUACCUUGCCAACACCAGCAUGCAGUGCUCUAUGGAGAACCUGUAUAGAAUGUCACGUGCACUGUUCCCACCUCAUCCAGAGAUCCUCAGUGAUAUGUGUCAGCAGGGGUUUGAUGAUACGUUGAAGUACUUACAAAACAACAAGUUGUUAUCUUGUGUACGACACCUAAGUAUCCGCAGUGUGAUCACCCCUGUGCCGGUUGCCAUGGAAAUGGAAGCUCCAGUCCCUGAGGAGGACGAGGAAGCUUGUGGGGAAGGUGAUUGUUAUGACUGUAAGAAGAAGCGACAGAUUGCCCUCCUUGAUAAACUACCUCAUAAAGUUGGAUCUGGUAAGAAUUGGUUGUUUUCUGAGCAGUGCUUUACCAAUAGUUUUAUUCUUAAUCUGAUAAAUUGCAUUUAAAUUCAGUUCUUGUGUGUUCCCUCAUUGC